AUGGCGGCUGUAGCGGUAGCGACGAGACGACAGCCAGAUAUUUCAUAUACGCCGAACUUCGAGAAGUAUCAGGCACGAGUUAAACGUCGACUCGAGACCGAGUCGCUUGCGGCAAAGGGGCUCCCUGCUGGCUUCCCACGACAGGUGACAUCGGAUUUGGUAUGGGAAGGAGAUUCCGUUGGAAAUCACUAUGAUUGGAAUUUCGUACUCAGCCCCGAGCAUGUCCUUGAAUUGGAACAGGCUCUUGCACACUUCAAAUCAUUGAACAGACCUCUCGGCUACGUUGACCAGGAGAGUUUCCCCUUGCCAACACUGCAUUCUGCUCUCCGCGACAUCUCAAGGGAGCUGCAUCUGGGACAUGGAUUCAAGGUCGUCAGGGGUGUUCCGGUUGCUCAACACUCGCGGCAAGACAAUAUCAUUCUUUAUGCGGGGAUUUCCUCUCACAUUGCUCCGUUGCGCGCACGGCAAGAUAGCUCAUUUGAUGGGAAGUCGGCGGAUGUAGUCCUUGCUCAUAUUAAGGACCUGAGCACGACCAAAGACGCAGCUGAUAUCGGAGCACCCGCAUACACGACGGACAAGCAGGUGUUUCACACCGACACGGGCGACAUUGUCUCGCUUUUUGCCCUGAGCACCGCGGCUGAAGGGGGCAAAAGUAGACUGGCAAGCACUUGGCGCGUUUACAACGAGUUGGCGGCUACCAGACCAGACCUCAUCGAAACGUUAUCAGAAGAUUGGUUCGCUGAAAACUUUGGCAACGCUGAACAGCCAUAUACUGCAAGGCCGCUGCUGUUUUAUCAGCCCGGCACAUCCGAGUCGCCCCAGCGCUUGAUCCUGCAAUAUGCCCGCCGGGUCUUCACCGGAUUUGGAGCUCUACCACGGUCAGCCACCGUUCCACCCAUUACAGAAGCACAGGCCGAGGCACUGGACGCCGUGCACUUCCUCGGCCAGCGUUUCAACGUUGAGCUGGAUUUUCGUCAAGGUGACAUCCAAUAUGUGAACAAUCUGGCAGUCUUCCACGCUCGGGAUGGCUUCAAGGACACGCCAGAGCAACAACGACAUCUGGUGCGACUCUGGCUCCGCGACCCAGAGUAUGCUUGGGAGACACCGAGUGCUUUGAAACCCAAAUGGGAGCAGUUGUACAAGGGAGUGAUCGCCGAUAGGCAGGUCUUCCCAUUAGAACCAUACGUGCGAAGUGCUAGUAAUGGUUCAUCCAAAGCGAAUCAAUAG
Molecule: messenger RNA, 1227 nt
Organism: Cladophialophora carrionii CBS 160.54
Lineage: Eukaryota; Fungi; Ascomycota; Eurotiomycetes; Chaetothyriales; Herpotrichiellaceae
Exons: 3
Coding region: 1-1227 (408 amino acids)
Molecular function (GO): oxidoreductase activity
Source: RefSeq, a predicted model, not a curated record